Ixodes scapularis (black-legged tick) is the source of this 4321-nucleotide messenger RNA. RefSeq lists its product as uncharacterized. The record is from RefSeq and is a predicted model, not a curated record. The transcript has a single exon. NCBI's taxonomy places the organism in Eukaryota, Metazoa, Arthropoda, Arachnida, Ixodida, Ixodidae. Bases 31 to 477 code for a protein of 148 amino acids.
GCAUCGCAACAAGAAAGUACCUCCGAGAACAUGGGUGCCAUUGCAGCAGACAAGCAACAGCUCAUCCGUACCAGGAUACGCUACCCGACCUACCUCAAUGUCCUCCUUUUCGUCGGUACCAUGUCGUCUUGCCUGGGUGUAUGCCUGUGCUGCUACACCCUCGUCUACACCGUACAUCCUGCCAUCUGGAUAGCCGGUCUGGCUUCCUUCAUGACCGGUGUCCUGGUGGCGGUCCUCACGUUAGGCCUAAUCGCCAUGACGACGUUCCGCCGGAAGACUGUCGAAGCGUCCUGGAUGCCGCAGAGCAUCUCGCCGUACGAGGAGGACUUUGGCACCGACUACUAUUUCGAGGAGGCUGCCAACGGUCACGUCUACAAGCCCACCACUUAUGCGGCUCCCAAGCUCCAGGUGUCGCCGCUGAUGGCGCCCGUGAACGCGAGUGUCUACCGCCUGGUUUACGGAGUCGACGGGAAGUGAAGCGCCGGAAGCUUUUGAUGAAAAUGUUAGAUCAGGAUAGCGGAGAUGUUCCCGGGCUCUGUCUCGUCUACGUCCCAGCGAAAGUUCCUCUUCCGUGGUGUGGUUUCGUAGUUACAACUCUGGAGGUAACAUGCUAGUCGAAAACCCACUACAAACCAAGGACUUUAUAGUGUUUCGCUCGGACACUUCGUUCCUUUGCGACUCUGAAACAGCUACGUUCCUUUGUCUAGCGCAAUUGUUGUGGCCUUGUUGCGAAACCCUGCUAUUGUGUACUGACGUAGGAAGAAUUUGUUCGUUCGGCAUUAAUAUAUGCGAGCAACCUAUAUGCACCCUCUAUUCGUAGUUAAAUCCGUAACCAGGUUUCAAAACCCGACACUGUAAAGCUGAAUAUUCGUGUAGUCGCGGAAACAACGCCAGAUGCAGCUUGCCUUUGAAAUCAGUGGUGAUUUCAACCGAAUGAUGCUUUAAACUGAACAAUGAUAUGUGCAGUGAUUUGUUUUGUUUUUAAUUGAGAAAUGUCAAACAAAAUAACAGAGGAAAAAAUGAUUGAUGCAUGGAAGAAACUGAUUGAUGCUGGUAUGCAUACAGCUCUAGACUGAAGGCAGUACAUGGCAAUGAGCGAAACAGCACUUCUUCCCGACAAGGUCUAUUCUGCCCACUGUCACCGACGCUUUAAGAAACGUGAGGCGUGCCUCUAUCGGUUGGCGGCUCAUAUCGAAAGCUCAUUGGCUACAAAACGACACGCCCUCUAUUUAUUCUAUUUUUUUAACUGUCAGGGAGUAUUAGACAAAAGUUCUGAGGCAUUGAAAUAGAAUUCAGUGAACUCCUCGGCUGUAUUCUUGACUUCUUGUCACACCACAGAGCAGCCUUGUACACGUUACUUGGAAAAAGAACAAAAGUAAUCCAUUACAAUUGCAAUUAUUCUUGGUUGAAUAACUCGAACUUUUCUGACACUGCAGAUUUUCAAAACGACCUUGUUUUUCUGCGUUUUUAUUUCUGAGUUUUGUGAAAACGGGUUUUGUACACUGUCCAUUAUUAUAUUAGAAUCAUCGAACUUUAAGAAACUUAUCUUUUUAAUCCGCCAAUCAUGGUAAACCAUCGUCCUGUCGAGAGACUUGGAUCGAGGAAUCCUUCAUAGGACCCUUGUAAAAACAAAGGGCUUCAUUAGGAGCGGGGAAGGGGGGGGGGGGGGGGGGAUAGUAACGGUUAUAAGUGAUUUUAUUACUUCCAAAUGCAAUCAGCAUACUCUUGUGAUUUUUUCUUAAUAAACGUAAACAAAUAAUUACGAAACUACUUCGAAAAUUAGUUGAUGACGAGUGAUUCCAUUAGCAGUAAUGAGCACCGUGUGACCGUCUGCUAAUACGGAGUUUUAGGAAACAGUUUUUGCACACCCGAUACGGUACAAUGGGCCCUCCGGUACGAACUGCGCAUGCGCGAGUCUUCUGUGGCAGCGCAUGCGCAGUGCGUACAAGGGCGUCCAUCGUACUGUAUAGGUUGUGCAAAAACCUAACCUAACCUAACCUAACCUAACCAAACCCAGUAUUCUUUUUUCUUUUUCAGAAUGGGAGUGCAAGUCAAAAGCUAGAACGUCAUAGUCUUGAUCAUGUGAUAAAGCGGCCCAACGGCUGCAUUACUUUAAAAGACUCGCGAGCUUCCUCCAUGCACUCCUCUUAUAAUGAGGAAUAUUUCUGGCUACUCUAAUUUAACCUUUCUAUGCAGCCCUCCGUGUGGUGCUUUAAUUACUGCAUGCGGUCAUCACGGAGAGUUCAUCGCACAUGAACGGUAAUGUCGUGUAGUUCAGUCAUUUUUUCGCAAUCCCUAGUUGCAGGACGCCGCUAUCUGGAAUGCUGCCGCUGCUACAGAAUCGGGAUAAUUCCUGCAUUAGGAAAAUGCACAAAACUAAUACUUCGUCAAAAUUUGGGAAGAGUGAGCACAAAAUAGUGGGGCUGGGCACUUGAUCGAUUAAGCUACCUAUUAAUCGGUUAAGGCUUUAAUCGCGAUUAAUUUAUUUAACCGCUUAAUCUGUUAAUGUUUGACAAACAAGAAACAAGUCAAACUUCAACACUUUCAUCACACAGUUCUGGACGAGUACACCUGUACGAAGUCAAGUUUUCGGUAAAAUGUUUACCUAAAGAAACUGUAGGGGAUUGGUUUGUUGCUCGAAACCAGUGGAAAAGGUUAUAAGAGUCCCAAACAAUUCAACGUCGUGCGAGUAUUCGUUCAGCGCAGCAGAGACUAUUGGGAAGAAUCGAAGGAGUUCGCUACUGCCGGAGAUAUCGGACGAACAUCCUUGUCCCAGCCAUUAAAGUAAUAUUUCUUGACUGUGGGUGUGUUUCGGCUGUUCUCAACUACACAUUCAGUAAAUAUCCGAAAUAGUACAUUGCCCCGUUUAUCACAUAUUCAGCAAAAGCAAAAAACUCACUUUUUUAAAAAUUAUUUCAACUUUUUUGCAGGGGAGCAAAAGAAACAGAUAAAUAUAUUUAUUAAUCGAUUAAAGGAUGGCGAUUAAUCGUGCAACGAUUUACAACCGAUGCCCAGCCCUACUGAAUGUAGUGAUAGUCAAAUGACGCUCGCUGCAACACGGACACCCUAAACUUUUCUAUGACAAAGUGAUGAUUGUGUCCCCAAUUCAUUUAAUCGAUCCCUCGUAGUAGAGGGUCAUUUUUCGCAGCAGAGUUUCAUUAUUUUCUUGAAACAUGGAAAUAUCCAUGCUACUGCAGGAGUGAGUUCACUGUCAUGAUGAUAAUAUUCAAAACAAUGCGGGUAUUAAUGUUUGUAAAGCCCGUGUUCCUGAUAUAAAUAGAUACAUGCGAGGUCUUUGCUGUAUCGCGAAUCGAAUGCGCUACACCAGUCGGUGCAGUGCGGUCGUGUUCUUUGUAUCAUUUGUUUUAGAAGCCUUAAUGGUACAUUUGAUAAGGUUUAGCUAUGAUUCACUAGAGUACAGACUGCUUGUGAUAGUCCAGUCUUAGCCAUGUUCAUUAAAAUUUAUCUGUGCUCUAUGUUUGCAUUUCUUAUACAAUUUACUGUAUUCUCGAAAGGUGUGAAUGAAUGUUUAAUUGUGUAUAUGAGGAAUUGUGUGAUCUAUAUGGUUCAGCGUAUCCCUUGCGGUCUAGUCGGUCUCAGAGCCCGUUCUACGUCCUGACUUUAUAUGAUACAUCACUUAACCUUUAACAAGAAUGCAACUGGAAUUUAACAGGCUUGACCAAUUUGCUAUAGACAUUUUUAGUGACGUGACAACUUUUCGACGUACACUGGAGUCGAUAAUUUGUGUAUAAGUUUGGAUCUAUGUGGCUGUCUACAUUUCACUUCCAAUAACGAACUGUGUACCACUAUUUAGGGUAUGGGCUGUUUGUGGACACAACAAAAUAAAGAUUAUUAUUAUUAUUAUUAUUAUUAUUAUUAUUAUUAUUAUUAUUAUUAUUAUAUACCAGUUUUGUUUUCUUUUAGUUAUUAUUAUCGCUGAAAUUCUUUACAAAAAUCUCCAAAGUCUCGGGAAAGACCAUUAUAUUAGCUUCUAUUACAGACGCAGUACUCCAGUGCUAGCAUUUCGAACUUGUGAUAAAUUAUAUGAACCUUGUUCAAACACUUUCAAGGUCGGUUCACGCAUACCGCGCAACGCUUUUAAAUUAUCACUAAGUGCAGCCCCGAGGCCACGCCGACUUGAACCUAACGCAGUAAUAUUUUCAGCGCUGACUAAAACAAUGAGGUAGCGCUGUAUGCGUGAACAUUCCUUUAAAGUAUAUCUGAGAUUUCUUGCACGCUGAUGCACAUGUAUGGGCCGCGUCAGCGAACUUUGUUUUUGUCUUCGCACAGUUGGUGGUGGCAAUAAACUUUUGCCUCUUUU